Trichoderma gamsii is the source of this 1287-nucleotide messenger RNA. RefSeq lists its product as hypothetical. The record is from RefSeq and is a predicted model, not a curated record. The transcript is spliced from 4 exons. The coding region runs from base 1 to 1287 and encodes 428 amino acids. Lineage: Eukaryota; Fungi; Ascomycota; Sordariomycetes; Hypocreales; Hypocreaceae.
AUGAUCCUCGGUCCCAUCUCUCUCAUCGACUGCUUCGUCUUUUGCUUCUACCUCGCACCGCAGCUGCUUCAUCAGGCUGGCUUCUUCCCCACGGCACUCGUCGUUUUGAAAGCCAUUCCAUUUCUAUUAUUUACUCUACCGCUCCAAUUUGUGUGGAAUCGUUACUUCAGGAGCUAUUCUUCUCACAAAUCUUCUCACCUCAAAAACUCUACCAUAUUCGAGGAUUUUGUCAUCCGCUGCGUGCGAUAUGCAUUUGCCACCAUACCAGCAAACGUCGGGAGAGUCUUCUUCUCCAAGGACGUGGCACUCCCCUUUCUCAAGUGGCGCAUGAAGAGACACGGAAUCAAGGAUUUUCCAGUGUAUUGGAAAGAAGAAACUAUUGGAGAGGGAGACGCCAAAGUCAAAGGGAUCUGGAUUAAACAGAACUGCGAUGUUGAGCCGGAUAUUGUCAUCUACUACGCGCAUGGCGGCGGGUUCGCCAUGGGCACCAGCUACUUUUACUUUGAGUUUCUUCUGGCAUGGCAUAGUCUACUGGUUGAUGCUGGGUAUCAAAAUCCAGCCAUCUUUGCUCUAGACUACAGUCUAGUUCCAGACGAGGUGUAUCCUACCCAGAUUCUCCAAACGCUACAGGGCUACAAGCAUGUCUUGGAGGAGGUAGAGGAUGCCUCCAAGGUGUGCGUUGCUGGCGAUUCUGCCGGCGGUACACUCAUCCUGAGCAUGUUGCUCGAGGUCGGGAUUCAGGUGCAGAAUCAGCAGGCCAGAGGGGCCAAACUGGGGAUGAGCAAACACGAUUUGGAAGACAUUCGACCAAAGUUUGCUAUACCGCAGAUGGCCAUGUUGAUCUCUCCUUGGAUCACUCUGGCCUCGAGUCUCCACUUUCCGUCUCGCGUUGACUAUUUGAAUAGGGGCACUCUCUGGAAGUACGCACAUCAGUAUGCGGGGGAUGCAAUGAUUCACGGCGGAGUGGCUUCGCCUGGGAGGUGCGACGAUGUCAAGCUAUGGAAAGCAGCCAGCCCCGAGCGUGGCUACUUUAUCACAUAUGGCAGCGACGAGGUGCUGGCACCAGAUAUCGAGAGCUUUGUGGAGCGCCUAGGCGCAGGUAAGGUCGAAAUCGAAGCUCGAAGGUUCGACGGUGGAAUCCAUGCAUGGCCUGUAGCGUCGCUCUUUUUGUCAAGCACAAGGAGGAAGCGGCUCUAUGGGCUGCAGACUAUAGUGGGAGAGAUUAGAAAGAGGUUCGAUAAAGCUCCAGCAGGGAAGAUGAGGCAGAGGAAGAGGCUGUCAGAUUAG